AUGCACUCUGUGAAGAAGGUGGUCCUGAUCACCGGAUGCUCCUCUGGGAUUGGACUCAGUCUGGCCGUAAGACUGGCCUCGGAUCCGGGAAAGAAAUACAAAGUUUAUGCCACGAUGAGGGACCUGGACAAGAAGCAGCGUCUGUUGGAGAGCGUGAGAGGUUUGCACAAAGACACACUGGACAUUCUGCAGAUGGACGUCACCGACCGCACCUCCAUCGACCGAGCCAAGGUUCAGGUGCAGGAGGGACACGUGGACAUUUUAGUGUGCAAUGCGGGCGUGGGUCUCAUGGGGCCCCUGGAGCUGCAGACUGUGGAGGUGAUGAGGAGGGUGAUGGAGGUGAACCUGUUCGGGACACUUCAGACCUUCCAGACCUUUCUCCCCGACAUGAAGUCCAGAGGAGGGGGCCGCAUCCUGGUGACGGGCAGCACCGGAGGCCUCCACGGCCUCCCCUUCAGCGAGGUUUACUGUGCGAGUAAGUUUGCCAUCGAAGGAGCGUGUGAGUGUCUGGCCGUGCUCCUGCAGCAGUUCAACAUACACGUGAGCCUGGUGGAGUGUGGUCCGGUAAACACAGACUUCCUGUUGAACCUGCACAGGACUGAACCGGGCGACCCCUUGUUAGACGCGCUUGACCCGCUGACUCUGCGCCUCUACCAGACCUUCCUGCAGCACUGCGGGGCCAUGUUCCAAAACGUGGCCCAAGACACCGACGAUAUUGUCAAGGUAUUUUUGGACGCAAUUGAAUCCCCUGAACCGGCCUUCAGAUACUACACCAAUGGAAGUGUGCCCCCUCUGGUCAAACUGAAAACUGCGCUGCCAGACGGACUGGAGUACAUCCGGGAAAUCGGAAAAAUAACGUUUGCACAAGACCUAGAAGAGGCUCAUCAGGAGCAUUUUGGCUCCUGCGGCUCGCUGUUACUGAGCAGCAGGACCCUUCCUCUGGCUCCUUUCUCCUCCGUGAGACUGAGCCGUGGUUUUGUUCACCUGAUCACAGCUGCCCAUCCCCAGAGGAUAGAGCACUUUGAAAGCAGGACCCUGAGAUACACUCCGGAGCAGAUUUACGACAUCGUGGCCAACGUGGACCAGUACAGCUGUUUCGUCCCAUGGUGCAAAGCUUCCCGGAGCGCACGGAGCAGAAACGGACAUGUUCUGGCUGAGCUGACGGUCGGAUUUCCUCCAGUCUUUGAACGCUACGUCUCUGAGCUCUCGCACGUCCCAAACCAUCAAAUACGGGCAGUGUGCAGAGACUCCUCGCUCUUCCACCAUCUGGAGUCUGUCUGGAGCUUCUCACCUGGUCCUGCUCCAGACUCCUGCAUCGUGGACUUCACUGUUUCCUUUCAGUUCAAGUCGCUGCUCCACUCUCAGCUGGCAGCGGUGAUUUUCAAAGAAGUUGCCAGAGAAAUCGUCAGCGCCUUCGAGUCCAGAGCUGCUGAACUUUACAGAAAUACAAUAUCUUCAACAAAACAACCACCAAAGUUUUGA
Molecule: messenger RNA, 1482 nt
Organism: Knipowitschia caucasica
Lineage: Eukaryota; Metazoa; Chordata; Actinopteri; Gobiiformes; Gobiidae
Source: the annotation of a GenBank genome assembly